This is a messenger RNA of Sclerotinia sclerotiorum 1980 UF-70, 159 nucleotides long. RefSeq lists its product with no specific name. The coding region runs from base 1 to 159 and encodes 52 amino acids. The transcript has 3 exons. The record is from RefSeq and is a predicted model, not a curated record. NCBI's taxonomy places the organism in Eukaryota, Fungi, Ascomycota, Leotiomycetes, Helotiales, Sclerotiniaceae.
AUGGAUGGAUGCAUAGAUCAGCCCCGGAGGAGAAGCAGGAUGAGAAAAUUUAUGCAGAGGGGGAGGGAGAGCUGGGGUGUUCAUAUAUUGUUUUAUGGUGUGGCAGAGGGGAUGUUGGAGGAUGGUGAGUCCACUCUAAAUUGCAUGUCCGCUGAAUAA